This is a messenger RNA of Crotalus tigris (Tiger rattlesnake), 889 nucleotides long. Its product is annotated as insulinoma-associated protein 1-like. NCBI's taxonomy places the organism in Eukaryota, Metazoa, Chordata, Lepidosauria, Squamata, Viperidae. The coding region runs from base 104 to 889 and encodes 261 amino acids. The transcript has a single exon. The record is from RefSeq and is a predicted model, not a curated record.
GGUGGUCGAAGAAGGACCAGCUGGGUGCUAGAACCGCGCUUGCUGCUCAGAGACUGAGGCAGCAGCAUCACCAGCCGCAGACACCUUCCGGAGCUGCCCAAGGAUGCCCCGGGACUUUUUGGUGAAGAGGAGUCGCAGACCUACGCCCAUCUCUUACCGGAUGCAUUGCUCCUGCUACCCGGCCGCUGGGCUGGAAGGAGGCGAUCCGGUGCAGCUCUUGGUUCCUCCACCUUUUCCGGCCCCUCACUUCCCCAGCACGGCUUCUGCCUCGGAAUCCGCCAAAGCGGAGGGCCCCUCUUCACCGGUGCCGCUGCACAGUCCAGUGCGAGCGGUGAGCAAGGAACGUAGCCUCCACCUGGCCUCGCCCGUCUCGGCGCUGGAACCAUUACUCUUGGGCCCUGGAGGAGACCUCAAGCUUUGGGAAGUCGCCGCCACCGCCGCCGCCAUCACUUCUGGCCCGCUGCUUGCCCCCCAGCACAGCCAUGGGCCGAGCCCAGGCACACCGAAGUGGUCUCAGGGCAGAAAGACCAAGGCAGCCCGCAAGUUGCACUUCAAGGACGAGGUGAGUAUGUCGCCGGUGCGCCGACCAAGGCCAAGCCUGUUCCAGAGGAGACUGCCAAGGGAGGGGAUGGCGGCGGCAACAGUAGUAGCAGCAGCGAGCGGGAUAUGCCAAAUCCCGGGAGUGGUGGGGGUGGUAGCAGCGGAGAACCGGAGGCCACCAGAGCCGAGGAAUUCACCUGCCCGCAUUGCGCCAAGCGCUUCCGAUGCCAAAGCACCCUGCGUAAGCACCUGCUGCUCCACCACGAGCCCCUUGACGGCUUGUCCCAGGCUCGCCUGCUUCCUGAGGCCUGUCUGGAAGAGGCGACGCCGGACGGCCAAAGCCUGCUGA